Molecule: messenger RNA, 2744 nt
Organism: Peromyscus californicus insignis
Lineage: Eukaryota; Metazoa; Chordata; Mammalia; Rodentia; Cricetidae
Gene: Plekhd1
Product: pleckstrin homology and coiled-coil domain containing D1
Exons: 14
Coding region: 242-1759 (505 amino acids)
Source: RefSeq, a predicted model, not a curated record
UGCCGGCCGAGCUGCCUUCCCAGCGGAGUUCCCUCCCGGCCGGCGGCGCUCCCGAGCUUCGUCCCAGCCUCUGGCUGCAAUUCCCGCGCCCCUUGGCGUCCCGCUCCGCUCGCUGGGACGCGCCCCGACGGCGUCCGGAGCUGCCUUCGCUGAUCGUGCCCACGGCUGCCCGCCGUCCUCCCUGUCCCUUCCAGUCCCACGAAGGGGGUGGGCCCGGCCCGGGCAGCGCCUCCGAGACAGGAUGUUCACGUCCAAGUCCAACUCCGUGUCGCCAUCGCCGUCCCUGGAGCAGGCUGACGCGGACGCGCUGGACAUCAGCACCAAAGUGCAGCUCUAUGGGGUUCUGUGGAAGCGGCCGUUCGGGAGAUCGUCCGCCAAGUGGUCCAGGCGGUUUUUUAUCAUCAAAGAAAGCUUCCUGCUUUACUAUUCUGAGAGUGAAAAGAAGAGCUUUGAAACCAAUAAAUACUUCAAUAUCCAUCCUAAGGGUGUCAUCCCACUGGGCGGCUGCCUGGUGGAGGCCAGAGAAGAACCCAGCAUGCCCUACGCCAUGAAGAUCUCACAUCAGGACUUCCACGGAAAUGUCUUGUUGGCUGCUGAGUCUGAGUUUGAGCAGACACAAUGGCUCGAGAUGCUGCAGGAGUCUGGGAAGGUGACCUGGAAAAAUGCCCAGCUAGGAGAAGCUAUGAUCAAAAGCCUGGAGGCACAGGGGCUACAGCUGGCAAAGGAAAAGCAGGAAUAUUUAGACAAGCUGAUGGAGGAGACAGAAGAACUGUGCCUUCAGAGGGAGCAGAGAGAGGAGCUUGAACGUCUGAACCAGGUGCUGGAGGCCGAGAAGCAGCAGUUCGAGGAGGUGGUGCAGGAGCUGAGGGUGGAGCAAGAGCAGAUCAAGAGGGAGCUAGAACUCACUGCAAGAUGCCUCAAGGGUGUGGAACAAGAGAAGAAGGAGCUGAGGAAUCUCACAGAAUCCUUACAGCGCACACUGGAGGAACUCUCCAUAGAGAAGAAGAAAACCCUAGAGAUGCUGGAGGAAGAUAAGAACCAGCCACAGCCAUCGACCAAUCAGAGUGAGCAGCCACUUGCCAGUGAUGGUCUCCAUAGCAACCUCAGGCAGAUUGAAGAGCGGAUGCAGGAGCUUUUGGCAGAGAAGCUUCUGGCCGAGAAGCGGAUGAAGGAGAAUGAAGAACGCUCACGGGCCCUGGAGGAGGAACGGGAGUUCUACUCAAGCCAGUCUCAAGCUCUGCAGAACUCGCUUCAGGAGCUGACUGCAGAGAAGCAGCAGGCUGAGCGGGAGCUCAAGGCUGAAGUGAAGGUACGCAUGGACCUGGAGAGACGACUUCGCGAGGCAGAGGCAGCCUUGCGGAGCCUGGAACAAGGGCUCAAUUCCAAGGUUCGGAACAAGGAGAAGGAAGAGAGGAUGCGGGCUGAUGUGAGCCACCUGAAAAGGUUCUUCGAGGAGUGCAUCCGCAAUGCAGAGCUUGAGGCCAAGAUGCCGGUCAUCAUGAAGAACUCCGUGUACAUCCACAAGGCCGCCACUCGUCGCAUCAAGAGCUGCCGCUUCCACCGUCGCCGCUCCAGUACUUCCUGGAAUGACAUGAAGCCAUCCCAGUCCUUCAUGACCUCCCAGCUAGAAGCCAACAACAUAGAAGAGCUAAAGGAGGUGGCCAAGCGGCUAAGCCGAGACCAGCGCUUCCGAGAAUCCAUCUACCACAUCAUGGCCACCCAGCCUGGGGCCACUGCGCUCCCCCGGGGUGGAAAGUGAUGUCUCAACAGAGGGAGCGGGAGAAGUGUGUGAUCCCACCUGGGGAAGAUCAGCCCUGAUUGGGAGCUCUCAACCCAGGACGUUCCCCAAAGUACACACAGCCGGCUCAGGAGUGCGGAAGCCAAGGCUCCUGUAUUUUCCACAGUCGGGCAGAGCUUUAGCUGCCUCAGGCUGUUGUGGCCCUACUGCCACAGAUCACAGAGGUCUGUCUCCUUCCCAGCUGGCUCCGCUUGCUGCCUCCUCUCCCAGAAGCGGCUUCACUCAGUGAACCAAUGCAGCCAUGAACCCACCACAGGGGAACAUGGGCCCGUGGGGAGCCAGUAGCCAUUGGCUGGUUCAUUGCUGUUGUCAUAGCGACACUGUAACACCAACCUGCAGAUUUUGUGGAAGACCACUAUGUUGCAGGAGGACAAGGACCGCGUUCCUCAUCUGUGACAGUCUUAGGGGCUCAUCCCUCGGAAGCUGCCUGAGUCUAUCAUUCUCUCCAAACAAGACUAGGGGAGUGUAGUGGAGAUGUGGUGCAAUGGUUAAGGACACUUGAUGCUCUUACAGAGGACCCAGAUUUGGUUCCCAGCACCCACAUGGUGUCUCACAACCAUCCGUAACUCCAUUGCCAGGAGAUCCAACACCCUCUUCUGACCUCCACAGGCACCAGACACUCACAUGGUGCAUGUACAUACAUACAGACAAAACAUUCAUACACAUAAAAUAAAUAAAUCUUUAAAAAGUGCUUAAAAGGAGCCAAGUGGCGGUGGCGCAUGCCUUUAAUCUAACACUCAGGAGGCAGAGGCAGGUGGAUCUCUGUGAGUUCGAGGCCAGCCUGGUCUACAGAGUGAGAUCCAGGAUAGGCAUUAAAACUACACAGAGAAACCCCGUCUCAAAAAACAAAACAAAACAACAACAACAAAAAAACCAACAACAAAAUGUUUAAAAGGGACUGGGUGCUAAGACUUUGGUGGAACAAAGGCAUCCUUUUUUUUUUUUU